GUCAGAACUCCGCCGUCGCUCACGUUCCUCUGGCGGCCCAUGAGGCACUGCGAGAUAGCCCGGACCCAGGCCUUCGCCACAGGGAGAUGGUCUCCAGCGAGCCGCUACUACUGCCUGUGUCACUGGAGGGCGAGUUCUCCAAUAGCAUGAAGGAGAUGAUCGGUGGCUGCUGCGUGUGCUCCGACGAGAGGGGCUGGGCCGAGAACCCGCUGGUAUACUGCGACGGGCACGGCUGCAAUGUCGCAGUGCAUCAAGCUUGCUAUGGAAUUGUUCAAGUACCUACUGGACCUUGGUUUUGCAGGAAGUGUGAAUCUCAAGAAAGAGCAGCCAGAGUGAGAUGUGAAUUGUGCCCUCACAAGGAUGGUGCUUUAAAGAGAACAGAUAAUGGGGGUUGGGCUCAUGUGGUUUGUGCCCUGUACAUUCCCGAGGUGCAGUUUGCAAAUGUUUCUACAAUGGAACCUAUCGUGUUGCAGUCUGUUCCUCAUGAUCGUUAUAAUAAGACAUGCUAUAUUUGUGAUGAACAAGGCAGAGAAAGCAAAGCAGCAACUGGUGCUUGCAUGACAUGUAACAAACAUGGAUGUCGACAAGCUUUCCAUGUAACAUGUGCACAGUUUGCAGGACUUCUUUGUGAAGAAGAGGGUAAUGGUGCAGAUAAUGUCCAAUACUGUGGAUACUGUAAAUACCAUUUUAGUAAGCUGAAAAAGAGCAAACGGGGAUCUAAUAGGUCAUAUGAUCAAAGUUUAAGUGAUUCUUCCUCUCACUCUCAGGAUAAACAUCAUGAGAAGGAGAAAAAAAAAUAUAAAGAAAAAGACAAACACAAACAGAAAUACAAGAAGCAACCUGAAUCCUCACCAUCUUUGGUUCCGUCUCUUACUGUAACUACAGAGAAAACUUACACAAGCACUAUCAACAAUUCGAUGCCAGGCUCUUUGAAGCGGUUGGAAGAUACCACAGCUCGAUUUACAAAUGCAAAUUUCCAGGAAGUGUCUGCACAUACUUCAAGUGGAAGAGAUGCUUCAGAGACCAGAGGGUCAGAGAGCAAAGGGAAGAAAUCUGCAGGUCACAACUCGGGUCAGAGAGGAAGAAAACCUGCUGGUGGAAGGAAUCCAGGAACAACAGUAUCAGCUGCUAGUCCUUUUCAGCCAGGUAGUUUUUUGGGGACACCUGGCAGUGUAAAAUCAUCUUCUGGAAGUUCAGUUCAAUCUCCCCAGGAUUUUUUGAGUUUUACAGAAUCAGAUCUGCGUAAUGACAGUUACACUCAUUCCCAACAGACUUUAUCAACCAAAGAUGUACAUAAAGGAGAAAUGGGAAACCAGGAAGUGAGUGUGAAUUGUUUUAAUUCCUUAAUUGGUCUCCCUUCAGCCUCAGCAGUUGUUUCCCAGUCUAAAAACUUUGACAGCUUACCUGGAGACUUAGGUAAUACAAGCCUUACUUCAACAGGAUACAAGCGAGUCCAAACCUCUGUGCUAGAAGAAGAGACGAUAACAGAAAAGAAACGGAAAGGAAAUAAACAAAAUAAACAUGGGCCUGGUAGGCCCAAAGGAAAUAAAAGUCAGGAGGGUAUUUCGCACCUAUCAGUUUCUUCGGCUUCUCCAACAUCAUCUGUGGCAUCUGCUGCAGGGAGUGCAACAAGCUCCAGUCUUCAGAAAUCUCCAACAUUGCUCAGGAAUGGAAGCUUACAGAGUCUUAGUGUAGGAUCAUCUCCAGUUGGUUCAGGUAUUUAUAGCAGCAAUGAUGUAGCAGUAUCCUUUCCAAAUGCGGUAUCUGGCUCAGGACCUAGCACUCCCGUUUCCAAUUCUCAUUUACCUCAUCAGGCUUCUAGUCACCUGCAGCAAGUGGGGGCUUUGUCACCUUCAGCUACAGCUUCUAUAACUACUGUUGUUGCUACAACUCAGGCAAAUACUCUACCUGGAUCUUCCCUCAGUUUGCCUCCAUCCCACAUGUAUGGCAAUAGGCUGAAUCCUAAAUCAGCAAUGGCAGCACUUAUAGCUCAGUCUGAAAACAGUCAAGCAGAUCAAGAUCUUGGAGAUAAUACUCUGGGCCUUGUUGGCAGGGGAGGUUCACCCAGAGGAAGUCUCUCACCAAGAUCUCCUGUAAGCAGCUUACAGAUUCGCUAUGACCAGUCAGUGAACAGCAGUGUGGAAAAUUUGCCCCCGGUAGCUGCCAGCAUUGAACAGCUUUUGGAGAGGCAAUGGAGUGAAGGACAGCAAUUUUUGCUAGAACAGGGCACCCCUAAUGACAUUCUGGGAAUGUUGAAGUCAUUACACCAACUUCAAGUUGAAAAUCGACGAUUAGAAGAGCAGAUUAAGAACCUCACUGCUAAAAAGGAGCGCCUCCAGCUAUUAAAUGCACAGCUUUCAGUUCCCUUUCCAACAAUAACUUCAAACCCUAGCCCAUCUCAUCAAGUACAUGCAUUUCCAGCACAAGCUGCAUCUAGCACUGAUUCCUUGAACAGCAGUAAAAGCCCUCAUCUGGGGAACAGUUUUUUACCCGACAAUACUGUCCCUGUGUUAAACCAGGAAAUAACCUCCAGUGGACAAAGUACCUGCAGUUCAUCAGUUCUUUCCACUCCACCACCUUCUGGGCAGCAGGUCAAUGGUGUGACAGUGGGAGCACGAUCUAGUGGUAUGCAGACUGUAACAUCCACCAUUCCUGCAGUGGCUGGUGUGGGCGGAAUAAUUGGAGCUUUGCCAGCUAACCAUCUGGCAAUCAAUGGAAUUGUCGGGGCUUUAAAUGGGGUGAUUCAGACCCCUGCUACAAUAUCCCAGAAUCCUUCUCCUCUCACUCAUGCAGCUGUGCCACCUAGUGUAACGCAUCCUUUGCCAACAACACUAAAUAACAGUGCCUCAGGACUCGGAUUACUUCCUGACCAGCAGAGACAACUUCUGCUCCAUCAACAGCAUCAGCAAUUUCAGCAGUUACUGAAUACUCAGCAACUCACAUCAGAACAUCAUCAGGCCCUUCUGUAUCAGCUUGUGCAGCAACAGCGCCAUCAACACCAACAGCACCAGCCUGAUAUGCAGCAAUUGCAGAUCCCAGGAGCUGCACAGAUACCCAUAAAUAACCUGCUUUCAGGCACUCAGGCAUCACCCCUUCAUACAACUACAACCAACCCAUUUCUUACAAUCCACGGGGAUAAUGCAACUCAAAAAGUGACAAGGCUUAAUGAUAAAACGGGAUCGGUUGCUUCUGAAAAAAGUUGACAUUUGAGAACUGAAUAUCCUGCUGUUAUAGCACUUCAUCUAGCUGCAAACUGCAGAUCUUCCUUUCUGCAAACAUGAAGAAAUGCAACAAGGACCUAACUGCACAGCAAAGGAUUUAUCUUUAUAAAGACAUUCUUCUAAGGCUUUGAUUUAUUUUCUGGUUGCACUGAAAUGAACUACUUUUUAAGAUUUCCCAGACACUGCAAGAUAUUAAAUUCUACAAACCAUCAUUAUUUUCUCAGUAUGACAAUACUAAGUACAACUACAAAAAGUUGGAGGGCUAGUAAACUGAAAACACUUAUUCCAGCCACAUAUUACUUGGUUUUAGGAGUCUUAGCAACCAACCAACUUUGUCUCUGCUGCACUUGCAAAUGCUUUCAGAUCCAGCUUGUAAUUGGCUGCAUGGAUUUACUGUUAGGUCUUUUUGACUUUUUUAAACACGUUUUGAAAUCUGACUCAUGAUACAAAGAAUAUAAUUCUGAACUUGUCAGUCCAUCAAAUUUCGUCAGAAUAAGAAUUUCAAGGUAAAGUCCAAAAGUUAUUAACAUUAAUUUAAGUUUUUUGGAUUUCUAAGGUUGUUGCAGAAACCAGAUCAGUUUAAAUGAGCGAAAAAAAAUCUUAUCACAUACGCCACUUUGAAAAGAACUGGUAGUGUGUAGCCUAACACCAAGUGCCUGUUGCUACCUCCAUUGUUUUGAAAUGGCUGCAGGCAGCUGAGCAUGCAUUAGACAAAUCCUUGUAAGCAGAAGAAAUAUUCAACAUUGCACCAGCAGCCUUCCCCAUUGUUCUGCCUUUAUUAGAAGUGCUGAUGCCACUGUAGAUAGCUCAGGCAAAUUGUUACCUGGGUCUCUUCACUAAUAAAUUACCAACAAAAAGUGAGUCGAUAUUUAAACAUUUUCCAAUGAAAUAUACCAGUGGUUGAAAUGUGUGAACUUACUGUUAGAAUGUUUUCACUUAGCAUAAUGAUUUCAUGGCAAUCACUCUAUAUAUGCAGUGUGGUAUAGAUAAAAAUUGGAGUAAUGACCACUAAAUUGUAAAUUAUUAGUGGAAAAGGACCCAGCUGUGAUUAGACCUCCACUGUGUACUUAACUGGAAGAACAUGUUAAUUCUGCAAUAUAUCUCUUGGUUAAACAUUGCACAGUUCUUACCUCAUUUCUGUAAAUAAGGUUUUUGUGAAUCUGUUUUGUAUUGUGAUAAAUUCAUAAGAAAACAUUGAUAUUUUGAUUUGUAAUAUUUCUAAUAGGUAGAUAUAAUCAAAUAAUUUAUUUUUAUAUGUUCUUUGGCAUUUUAAAAAAUUGUCACAUCACUUGUGUGGAUAUUUUGCAAAAAGUAAAUCAGUGUGGUUUAUUUUACUUAACCCACUGGUUUGUAUUCUGUAACAAUUUGUACAAAUGAUAAAAUUAAAAUGUGCUGUUAUUUUGCCUAGAUGUAAAAUUCCAAGAGUAUGAAAAGAUAUGUACAGAGCUUUUGUUAAUAAAUUUUAAUAAUGUUCAUAGUGGUACACUUCACAACUGUGUGAAAGAUUUUUGUAGAGGUUGGAGGAUAUUCUGUCCUUCCAAUUCUAUUAAUAUUCCAUGAUGGGCCAGAUUUUAAUACUGUUGCAAUACUGUAAGAAUCAGCCAUCAGCCUUAUACUAAAAUUAUUUACGAUGA
This is a messenger RNA of Pelodiscus sinensis (Chinese soft-shelled turtle), 4855 nucleotides long. The record is from RefSeq and is a predicted model, not a curated record. Lineage: Eukaryota; Metazoa; Chordata; Testudines; Trionychidae.